Penicillium samsonianum is the source of this 501-nucleotide messenger RNA. RefSeq lists its product as uncharacterized. The annotation marks the transcript as partial. The record is from RefSeq and is a predicted model, not a curated record. NCBI's taxonomy places the organism in Eukaryota, Fungi, Ascomycota, Eurotiomycetes, Eurotiales, Aspergillaceae. The transcript is spliced from 3 exons.
AUGCGUGUGUCUAUUAGGUUGACCAUCUUUAUGAUAGCGGAUGUUAUGAAAACAAAAAUCUUGACAUUGAUGAAAGAGGGCGUGUUGAUGAAUUUCUACAAAAGAAGCAUAGCAGCUAUGCUCAAGCUCGAGGGCUUACUUCAGGAAAAUGGCGAACCAGCUGCCCUUUUACACCAAGUUCAAGACGCGUCCCGAUUCAUUCGAUACCAUAGGCUAGCGAUUGAAAGUUGCCCCCUUCAAGUAUACAGUUCACCUCUGAUAUUUAGCCCCAUGCCGAGCCUCACGAGAAGGUGUUAUCAAAGGGAGAGACCAGAUUGGGUUUUGAAUGAGCUAUUAGUGGACAAAGAUUGGAGUCCAUGUCUUCAACCCUCGAGGGGCAUAGCGAUUCGGUCAUGUCGAUUGCCUGGUCGCAAGAUGGAAGCCGACUCGCAUCAGCGUCAAGAGAUAACACCGCCAGGAUCUGGGAUCCGGCCACGGGCCAGUGCGCGUCAAUUAUCGAGG